Messenger RNA from Anthostomella pinea, 459 nucleotides. The record is from the annotation of a GenBank genome assembly. Lineage: Eukaryota; Fungi; Ascomycota; Sordariomycetes; Xylariales; Xylariaceae.
AUGCCCAAGAACAAGGGAAAGGGUGGUAAGAAUCGACGUCGUGGAAAGAACGAGAACGACCGAGAGAAGCGCGAGCUCAUCUUCAAGGAGGAGGGACAGGAGUACGCCCAGGUCAUCAAGAUGCUAGGAAACGGACGGCUCGAAGCCCAGUGUUUCGACGGCGAGAAGCGACUCGCCCACAUCAGAGGCAAGCUGCGAAAGAAGGUCUGGAUCAACCAGGGAGACAUUAUACUGUUGUCGCUGCGAGACUACCAGGAUGAAAAGGGCGAUGUCAUCAUGAAGUACUCGGCCGACGAAGCGCGAUCCCUCAAGGCCUACGGAGAACUCCCCGAGUCCGCCAAGAUCAACGAGACCGACACGUUCGGUCCCAACGACGACGGCGAGUGCAACUUCGACUUCGCCGACGACCAAGAAUCCGACGAUGAGGACGGCAAGGACAUCGAGAUCGAUGACAUCUAA